CCUGAAUGUCUCUGGAAAAUUCUGUGUCCGUGUUGAAGCGCUUGUCAGAUGAGACACUGAGACAGACAACGUGGACUUGAAGUAAAACCCUUCAACUAAAGCACAUUAUUCUGCUCGGAUAACAAAGAGUGAUUGGUGCACAACUAAUAGCACUCGUCUCAGCUGCAGUUAGCGUGUAUUUUAUUCACAGUAACACUCACAAGUAAGUCAGUAACUAAGGCUCUAUAGCAACGAGGAGCUUAGUUAGCUUUAGCCACUACUAGUGUUUAGUUUAGCAGACAGGAGGGGUUCAAAUCUACUACAUGACAAUGACUGCAGAGGAACAGACAAGUGAAGGACAACACACCAUCCCAAUGGAGGGAGAAGACAUCACACCAAAGAGAGAUGGAGGAGUUUUAAAGCUUGUGAAAAGGGAAGGAACGGGCACAGAGCUGCCUAUGACCGGUGACAAAGUGUUUGUACAUUAUGUUGGCACACUUCUGGAUGGUUCUCAUUUUGACUCAAGCAGAGACAGAGGAGAGAAGUUUUCCUUUGAGUUGGGCAAAGGUCAAGUAAUAAAGGCAUGGGACAUCGGCGUAGCCACUAUGAAAGCAGGGGAGUUGUGCCAGCUCAUCUGUAAGCCAGAGUAUGCUUAUGGAUCUGCAGGUAGUCCACCCAAGAUACCCCCCAAUGCCACUCUUGUUUUUGAGGUGGAACUGUUUGAAUUUCGGGGCGAGGACAUAACUGAUGGAGAGGAUGGAGGGAUCAUCCGUCGCAUUAUCACUAAAGGGCAGGGAUAUUCCAAGCCUAAUGAAGGAGCUUCUGUUGAUGUGACUGUGGAGGGUACCUAUGAGGGACGUGUGUUUGACGAGAGAGAACUGAAGUUUGAGAUUGGAGAUGGAGAGGGUCUUGGCUUGCCAGUUGGAGUGGAGAAAGCUAUGAUGGCUAUGGAGCAGGGAGAGGAAGCACUCUUCAUUAUUAAGCCUAAAUAUGGCUUUGGGAAUGCCGGCAAUGCAAAGUAUAACAUACCUGGUGGAGCAACACUGCAAUACAAAAUCAAGCUGACAGCCUUUGAGAAGGCUAAGGAAUCGUGGGAGAUGAACACGCUGGAGAAGCUGGAACAGAGCGGCAUUGUCAAAGAGAAGGGAACACAAUAUUUUAAGGAGGGAAAAUACAAGCAGGCGUCAGUGCAGUACAAAAGGAUUGUGUCAUGGCUGGAACAUGAAUCUGGUUUGUCAGAGGAGGACGAGAAGAUCGCAAAAGCUUUGCGGCUGGCGGCACAUCUGAACCUGGCCAUGUGCUUCCUUAAACUACAGGAACCAAACCAAGCCCAAGAAAAUUGUGACAAGGCACUGGACUUGGAUGCAUCUAACGAGAAGGCUUUGUUCCGAAGGGGAGAGGCUCUGUUUGGUAUGAAGGAGUUUGACAGGGCAAAAGAUGACUUCCAGCAGGUUGUUCAACUGUAUCCUGCCAACAAGGCUGCCAAGAGCCAGGUGAAUCUUUGUCAGAAACGUAUCAAGGAGCAACAUGAGAAGGACAAACGCAUCUACGCCAACAUGUUCCAGAAGUUUGCAGAUAGGGAUUCAAAGAAGGAGGCAGAGAAGGGGAAGGGUGAGAGCAAGGAGAACGGCGAUGAUAAGAUGGAGGUUGAGAACGGAGAAAAGGAAGUUGCGAGCGAAGCAAAGGCGUAGAUGAAGAUGUGACUAUUUCGGUUCAUCUGUACUUCAGACUUUUGUAACUUCAGCCAUUUGUGUUUAAGGUGCGUGUGUGUGUGUGUGUGCGCGUCUGUGUGUGAGGUGUGUGUGUGUGAGAACGAGCGUGUCAACGAGAGCACUGACUUUGGUAGCGUCUUCGCUGGCUUUCUUUGUGUCCAGGCUUUUUGCUGUGGCAGCUACCCGAGCGGUGGGGGCUUCUCCAGCUGAUGGCACCGUGGGAUGUGGUUUUAAUAAAUGAAUUGUGUGCCACAACCCCACCCCUAAACCCUCUCAACCCACAACUUUGGACUGUCCAUGUGUUUUCACAGCGUUUUGGGUAGGAAAAAAAAAGUGCAUCCAAGUGUUAAGUGCAGAAUUUCACCCGUCAAGGGCUAGACCAUUCACCUUGCACUACCCUCUGUCAUCUACCCCUCCUCACGUUUUAUGCUAUCCAUCUAACACUCCUCAUGGGCCUACUGAUCAAUUCCUGGAGUAGUGAUGGUUGUGUGCAUAGAUAUGAUGUGUCUGAAUGUGAGAGUGACUGUGUCCCAAAGUACGUAUGUAGCAGCACUGUGGAUAGGUGGAGUAAUAAGACGUUAGCCUGGAAUAGCUGUCGAACUUCGAGUUUCUCUCUCAAUCUAAAGAUAGAGCUCCCCUAUAGCCUCCAGGUUACAGGACUGUUCACCUUUACUUUGGAAAUAUUGACUUUGUUCUUCUUUUUUUUUUUCCCAGUGUUGUGCUUGUGACUUCUGUAAUGUUCUCAAAAUGAUGAAUACAACUUAACUGGAAUAUUAUGUGCAUUUUUAAAGCAGCUAUAGUAAGGACAUGAAUUAACUUCUCCUGGACACACUCAAGUAAUAGAACAGUUAGUCUUAAUUUACUGUAAGAAGUACAUGUAUGAACGUGCGCAUGUACAGCUCAUCAGAUUCAGGCUGUUAAAGACGGUACGCCAGAAGAAAAUGUGAGCCCACAGCACCUGUAGAGAGGUGCAGAAGCUGAAUUAGGGGGCUAAUUUAAAAACUGGGCUGUGGGUCGUGUGUUGAGUUUAUCUUUGUCUUUUGGAAGGGUCACUGCCUGGUCUGCCCUGACAGAAGGAUAUAAUAAACGAUAGCUACAACUUGA
Molecule: messenger RNA, 2795 nt
Organism: Sebastes umbrosus (honeycomb rockfish)
Lineage: Eukaryota; Metazoa; Chordata; Actinopteri; Perciformes; Sebastidae
Gene: fkbp4
Product: FKBP prolyl isomerase 4
Exons: 11
Coding region: 303-1670 (455 amino acids)
Molecular function (GO): protein binding; peptidyl-prolyl cis-trans isomerase activity
Source: RefSeq, a predicted model, not a curated record